Nomia melanderi (Alkali bee) is the source of this 5521-nucleotide messenger RNA. The record is from RefSeq and is a predicted model, not a curated record. NCBI's taxonomy places the organism in Eukaryota, Metazoa, Arthropoda, Insecta, Hymenoptera, Halictidae.
CACGCCGGACGUACCUCACAACACGCACCAGCCGCGAAAAUUUCGCAAACUACAUACUACAUCGGAAAGUGGAGAUAACGAGAAACACGCAUUCUCUGGCUAGUACGGUAGCGCGUUGAUUUGCGCGGAGGUAGUUUGUCGGAGGACGACGCAGGGUUCUCGUGGAAGCGGCCACUGAGGGCGCGGCAUUCUUGCAAUUGUUGCGCCCGGCUCCAACAGAAUAACCAAUAGGAGCCGCGGCAGCGCCGCCAUUCUAUCGAGUUCGUGGCACGCCCUACAACUUCCUCCAUUGUCCUUCUUUCCGGGAUUCUCUGCGAGGAAGGAUGGCUCAGAACAAUUAUUUUGGGUUUACUCACGGCGGAACGCAAUAUGGAGCGACCAGCGCAGCCGCUUAUCAAACUGGCCAAGCGGGAUACGCAGUAACUCCAGCGGCAACCGCCGCCACGUACACUCAACGACCCGCUGCUGCCGCGGCUACAGGUUACGAAACUUAUCAAGCGGCCGCCGCUGCAGCCGCUACUGGGACCACUUACGCUGCUGCUAAUCCUGGUACUGUGGCUCAAACAUACGAUUACGGUUACGGACGUGCUGCACCUGCAGCUACAUACGACGCUACUAAGACAUAUUAUCAGCAACCGGCAGCAGCUGCUGCUACUUAUACUACAACAGAGACACAUUAUCAGGCUGCAAAACCUGCAUAUAGUACAACCAGUGCUUACACAGGCACAGCGAGACAAGCUACUACUACGGGACAAGCUAAAACGUACCAAGCAUCAAGUACUGCGUAUCAGCAGUCUAAUCCAACACAGAGUGCAACAUACUCUUCAGGAUACACAGCUCCAGCUACUCCUGCUGCUACGCCAUCAACAGCAACGAAUAAAACGGCGAGUACAACGUAUUCCGGCUACGACGCAGCGCUAUAUAGCGCUGCGACUAUGUAUGUAGCCCAACAGAGUGCAAACAGCAAUUCAACUAACCAGAAGACUGGAGGUUGGCAGGGCUACACGCGGAAAGGAUUUGGCGCUGCAGGGGGAGGGAUGAAGGCAAUGCGGCCCAAGCAGCCCCCCAAACCUCAACAGCUUCACUAUUGCGAUGUCUGUAAAAUCAGCUGUGCUGGACCUCAGACAUAUCGUGAACAUUUGGAGGGACAGAAACAUAAGAAGAAGGAGGCUUCUCUGAAGGUACCACAACAACCACCAGCGCGUGGAGCAGGAAACAGUCUACGAUGUGAGCUUUGCGAUGUCACUUGUACUGGAAAUGAUGCGUACGCUGCUCAUAUCAGAGGUGCCAAACAUCAAAAAGUUGUCAAACUACACACUAAACUUGGAAAGCCAAUACCAAGCGCUGAUCCAACUGUUUUGAAUCCAAAACCUGCAGCUACUGCUAAAACUGCUGGGACUAAAAAGCCUACAAUAACAGCUACUCCCAAAAUUAAUUUCGUUGCUUCUGGAAAUUUGGGUACUGUAAAUCAAAAUCAAACUACAGAGAUUAAAGCAGAAGAAGCUGCAGCAGAAGAGACUGUAGAGGAAACAGCUGUUGAUGAGAAAGAUAUACAACCAGUUGGUCAAGAAUAUAUAGAAGAGAAUAAAUCUGAAGAUGGAAAGAUUAUAAGUUUCAAUUGCAAGCUUUGUGAAUGCAGAUUUAAUGAUCCUAAUGCCAAAGACAUGCACAUGAAGGGAAGACGACAUAGAUUUGCUUAUAAGAAGAAGGUUAAUCCGGAUCUAGUUGUCGAUAUGAAACCAAGUCUAAAGCAAAGGAAACUACUAGAAGAAAAAUUGCGCAGACAACAAAUGCGAGAUGAAUAUUUGCGGCGCAGAGAGGAAAUUAAUCAGUUGGGACCAAUGGGCCCAAUGAUGGACGAAGAAAUGAUGUAUUGGGAGGAACGUCGACGAUAUGAAGAAGAAUGCGAGUAUUAUGAAUGGUAUCGACGUUAUGGACGUGGACCAGGAGCUCCUCCAAUGCCACGUCCUUUCCCAGGUCCACCUCCAAUGAUGAUGUUCCCUGGUCCUCAGAGAAGGCCAGAUUCGUCCGACGACAAACAUGUGUUAGCUCAUCAUACAAACAUUUAUCCGAAAGAACAAGAACUGCUGGCAGUUCAGAAAAUAGUAUCAGACACUGAGAAAGCAUUAAAGUUCGUGUCUGAUACUUUGGCAGAAGCCGGUAAAAAGACUGCAACUCCAGUCGCCACGAAUGCUGCACCAACAACUGCAACUACGCCCGUUCAGCAACAGCAACAACAACAACCAAAUGCAGAUACAGUAAAAAUAAAGGAAGAGUCAGAUAAGAAAAAAUCUACAACUCCUCAAAAAGAAGAUGGGAGUGAUGGCAAUUUAUUUUCGUUUCAAAAAGAAAAAGAAGAUUCAAGAAUACUUCGGGGUGUUAUGCGUGUCGGCAAUUUGGCAAAGGGACUCCUUUUGUCUGGUGAUAACCAUGUUUGUCUUGUAGUUCUGUGCGCAGAGAAACCAACACGGACGUUAUUGAUUAAAGUUGCUGAAAUUCUUCCGGCUCAAUUGAAGAUUGUAGCUCCAGAUGAUACUUACAAUGUUGGAAAGCAUCCGGAAUCAGCUGCUUUAACCGUUUCUGGAGGGAGCGUGACUGUCAGCGUAACACUCACCAGUCCUUUAAUGCGUGAAACUCCCAAACCAGCUGUUGCUGCAGAUAAUGCUGGACAGCAGCAACAGGGAGCUGCUCAACCGCAAACAACGCCCGCGGCGCCCGCUGUGACGAAACCAGAUCCACCAGAUGUACUUCCCAAGGCUAAGUGUUUGGAGGCUUUAGCUGCACUCAGGCAUGCCAAGUGGUUUCAGGCUAGAGCUACUUCGCUGCAGAGCUGUGUUAUGGUCAUUCGCAUAAUGCGUGAUCUUUGUAACCGUGUACCCACUUGGGGACCACUAAACCCAUGGGCAUUGGAACUGUUGACUGAGAAAGUGAUUAGCACUGCAGGAGGUCCUCUUAGUCCAGGGGAAGCUCUACGAAGACUUUUGGAAUGUGUAGCUGGAGGAAUAUUGCUUCCAGGAAGUCCAGGAUUAUCUGAUCCAUGUGAGAAGGAACCAGUCGAUGCAAUUGGUAAUAUGACAGCCCAACAAAGAGAAGAUAUAACUGCUUCAGCGCAACAUGCUUUGCGAUUAGUCGCGUUCCGUCAGAUUCAUAAGGUUCUUGGUAUGGAACAGCUUCCUCCACCUAAAUAUAAAGGCCGAUUUGCCAGAAAGCGAAGACGCGACAAUAGUAAUGGAGAAGGAACGGACAGUGAGGCUUCAAAAAAAGAUAAAAAAGCAGAGGAGAUCAAAAUGGAGACAGACUCCAAAUAGAUCUACCAAAAUAUUCGCUUUAUUGAUUUACUCAUAACUUAUAUAGCAUAAGAAACAAAUUUUCCUCGUGUCAAUUGCUUGUUCAAUGAAAUUUGUCUAUAUUGGGAAGAUGUCAAGGUUGAGAUCAAAACUAAUGACCUAUUAUUAUAUUUCGAUAAUUUUUUCGAACGUAGGUAUUUCUUUAGACAACUAAUGGCAUCGUUUUAAUUUACAAUCCCAUAAUUUUAAUGGCCAAAAGGAACGAUUAAACCAAUUAUACCAUUAUAAUACCUUGAUUUUAUCUUAAACGUGCGAUAACGUUAUGAAUUCAUCACCUUCCUACUAGCGUUAAGUCCAAGAUUUGAAGGAGGAAAAUGAUAUAUUGCUUGCAUUUUUGCAAGUAUCUUAAGUCUAAUGUACGAGUUUCGAAUAUAUCGUUUCUCCAAACUUAAUUCAUUUCAGGUUUAUUUUAAAAAAUAUUUCAAUGUUAACUACAACACGUGAAUGUGUUGUUUUUAGAAUUUAUAAGGAAAACAUUUUUGCAAUUAUGUUAGUGUGUAAGAUUCUUUCAUGACGAUUUAAGACCUUUCCCAAACAGGCAAUUGGUACGAUUAGUUCCAGCACUAGAAUUUUGUCAAAGAAAAUGAUGAAUGCGUUAAUUAGUUUGAAUUACUUAUUUAGCUAUAUUUCAAAGUCACAAUAUAUGAUGAAGGAGUUUAAUAGAAAAGGUGGUAAAAGAAGAACAUUUAUAAGUUUUGAAGUUAAGCGUAGGUUAGUUUGUAUUGAGAAUUCGUGUGUAUGUUGUGUGUGUAGUCGUAAAAAUGUGCAGAUCGAUUUCUGCACCAGAUAAGUCGUACGUUCACAUCGCGAAUAUUAAUUCAUGCAGAAGAUUCCAAGAAAGCAGAGUUGCAAGUCGAUUAUUGAAAUAGACGCUUUGCUGUCCAAUGAGGGUUAAGUGCACGUGUCAAGAAUUCCUAAUAUUUGCUGCAGUUUUGUUUAAAAAAACCUCACAGGAAGUUAAAUAAUACUUCAAAAUGUUGGUAUUAAAAUAAAGUUCUGACACAGUGUAUGGAUCUUCUGUUGUACACAUGCAAAUCCUCUUUGAAUAAAUCGAACAUGCAUGCGAUAAAUAUAAGUAUUUUUUUCACUACCAUAUUCCUUUACGUAUCUAGUAUAAGCGAUUUUUCUUUUUUCUCUCUUUUUUUUACAACAAAUCGGUCUAAUACGAGAAAUCCUCAUAGCAUGAAGGCCACACACACAAUAGCACUCAGAUUGUAUGAUUAUGGUUAUUAGGUAAUUUUUUACAUAACGAACACUAAACAUACAAAAGAAGUUACUUUAUUUUUGGAUGGCACCGAGCAGAACUGAGACUGAUAUUGUAUUAAUUUUUAAAUAAACAUAUUAGAAGAUAGUGCGCAGAAUUAAUCAAGAUUUAAUUUAUAUUUGAACUAUGAACACAACAUCAUGUGACAUAACUGAUUCUGUUUGGUGCAACUAGUCUGUUUAAUACAAAUGUUUACUGAUUUAAUCCUAUCAUUUUUCUCAUAAUCUUGUACUUCUUAGAGAGAGUACGAUUAUCUUAAUUCUUUUUUUAUUUUAAAUUGAUACACGCUUAAAAAUCAAUAUAAAGUAAAACAGUAGCCACCUUUUGUUUCCUAUUUUACAGUAUUAAUGAAAAUGUAUUUGUACAUACUUGAGCUACAUGACAUAUUAUAUUCUUAAUUUAUUGUCAUUUCAACCAAAUGUUAAUGUAACAGUAUGCUGUAUGCUUGCAGGUGUUUUACAAAGAAAAUUCGCAAACUUACUUUGCUUAAUCCUUGUAACCUGCAAAAAUAAAUGUGUGUAGAGCCUUGAGGAAUUUUCAAUUUAAAUAUCAUAUAUAUAUUAUUUGCUCAGUAUUAAGAACUGAACAGCAUAUAGUGAAAGUAAGCUGAUUAUUCCGUUAAAAUGAUCCCAUAUGUAUAUACAUACACACACACAUAAAAGUGCAACAUAACAUUUCCGUGCCAUUUUACUUAUUUCUAACAUCCAAUUUGUUACAUGUAAUGAAAUUGUUUGCGUUACUGAAGAUUUUAAAUUUGAUCAAAAACUGUUAAUUCAGUUUCUAGGUUUUAGUACAGUAAAUUUUCAAAAAAUGGUCUAUGAAGUCUGCGAGUUUUCAUUUUAUAUUUUCAUUUAUACUAACAAUUCAUUAUGAAAACUGACAAAUUAUAUAAUUGUGCAGUUGACUAAAG